Messenger RNA from Staurois parvus, 297 nucleotides. NCBI's taxonomy places the organism in Eukaryota, Metazoa, Chordata, Amphibia, Anura, Ranidae. The record is from the annotation of a GenBank genome assembly.
CUGACUGGUGGCACUGACUGGCAGCACUGCUGGGCUGCACUGGUGGGUGGCACUGGUGGGCAGCACUGGUGGGUGGGCACGGGUGGGUGGCACUGGUGGGCACAGGUGGGUGGCACUGGUGGGCACAGGUGGGUGGACACAGGUGGGUGGCACUGCUGGGCACCGAUCAUCAGGGCACUGAUCAUCAGUGCCCUGAUGAUCGGUGCCGAUCCCCGCUCUGACAACUGCCGGUUCUCGGCAGUACUUUCCUCACGAUCUGACAGCGUGAGGAAAGUGCAGCCGAGAACCGGCACUUGC